This is a messenger RNA of Syzygium oleosum, 1834 nucleotides long. RefSeq names its product mRNA-decapping enzyme-like protein. The record is from RefSeq and is a predicted model, not a curated record. Gene Ontology annotation, cellular component: P-body. Gene Ontology annotation, molecular function: mRNA binding; enzyme activator activity. Gene Ontology annotation, biological process: deadenylation-independent decapping of nuclear-transcribed mRNA; deadenylation-dependent decapping of nuclear-transcribed mRNA; positive regulation of catalytic activity. NCBI's taxonomy places the organism in Eukaryota, Viridiplantae, Streptophyta, Magnoliopsida, Myrtales, Myrtaceae. The transcript is spliced from 8 exons. Bases 234 to 1310 code for a protein of 358 amino acids.
CGAAGGCAUUUCGGUAUCACCGUCGUCGUCUACUUCCCGAAGCAAAGCAGUCGCAGCUCCACUCUCGCUCUCAAAUCCUCCUCCUCCUCCUCCUCCUCUCCGCCGCUCUUCAAAUCUCGCGGUUUUCCUCGGCUCGCCGGUUCGGACGCCGGAGGAGGAGGAGGAGGAGGAGAUCCUCGGGGCUCCGAUUUUUCCCCCCGUCGGGGUUUUCCUGGUUUCCGCCGGACGAAGUGAUGUCGCAGCCCGGGAAAUUGACGCCGAAUCUGGACCAGAACAGCACCAAGGUGCUCAACCUCACCGUCCUGCAGCGAUUCGAUCCGAGCAUCGAGGAGAUUCUGAUCACCUCCACUCACGUCACCCUCUACGAAUUCAACAUCGAUAGCAACCAAUGGAGUCGCAAGGAUGUCGAAGGAUCUUUGUUUGUCGUUAAGAGGAACACUCAGCCGCGGUUUCAGUUCAUUGUGCUGAAUAGGCGAAGCUCAGAUAAUUUGGUAGAGAAUCUGCUUGGAGAUUUUGAGUAUGAAGUUCAGGUUCCAUACUUGUUGUAUCGUAACGCUGCGCAAGAAGUUAAUGGCAUUUGGUUCUACAAUCCACGUGAAUGUGAGGAUGUUGCAAAUCUCUUUACUAGGAUACUCAGCGCGUAUUCAAAGGUGCCCUCAAAACCAAAGCCUUCAACCAAAAGUGAAUUUGAGGAACUUGAAGGAGUUUCGAGCAUGUCUGUCAUGGAAACGCUACUAGAGCCGUCCCCAACUGCUCCUGCGAUUGAUUCUCCUGAAGAUUCAACAGCAUUUAUGAACUUCUUCAAUAUGGCUAUGAAUAUUGGAAAGCAUGCUGACCCAGCGAAGUCUAUGCAGCACAAUCAUUCUGCUGCAACUGUGCCUUUAUCUCCCCUUGUACCCUCUGUUGCUUCAUCUCCUGCACCAAAUCCUGACAUGCUAAAUCUCUCUCUUUCAUCUUCCUAUUAUCCGAUACCUCGGAAUGAUUCCUCUGAUCUUACCAGUAGCAGCGACCGAAUUAGCCGUCUAAUCAAGCCUUCUUCCUUUUUACCACCCCCGUCUUCCUCAUCUGCACUGUUGAUGCCUCCAAUCGCUUCUUCAAAUCCUACCGCUGCUUCCCUUCGUCCUCCCCUGAAUUUGCAACACCCACAUGGAACUCCACUGCUUAAUCCAUUUCCUCCUCCCACUCCAUCAGCAUCUCUGACUCCUAUUCCUACUCCUCUGGCUGACAGACCCUUAAUCAACAGAGAGAGAGUUCGUGAUGCACUUAUUAUGCUUGUUCAGCUGUUCUCUAUAGCUCACAUUCACCUGUAAAACUAUAGCGCCUUUUCUGGGGUCAUGCCAACCCUUUGAAAAGUCAAUGUAAAAUUGAGAAAAAUAGGUAGUGCAGCUUGUUGGUGACAACUGCCAACACAGAAUGUUGCUGGAGACAUAAAUUGACCUCUCUUCUUCGGUGUUGUGAUUACUUUAUUGGAUCAGAUUCUAUAGAUGACAUUCCUCAGGGUAGUUUUUGCACAAGCAAUUGCCCAUUCCUGGUAUGAUAUCAUCAUACACUGUUAUACGUGCCUUCGACAGCCUCAUCUUUCUGCAUCGUUGAAUAAGUCUGAAAUUGUGUAGCUACUUAAAUUGCUAAGCCCAUCCGCAUGUCUGAAGCAAAGAUUGAAAAAUGUGGUAUCGUAGUUAUGUUCCUUUUUCCACGUCUACAUCACUAGAAAGUGUUCGAGCUAUUUCGUGUCUGUGCCCCAGUUAAAAACUUGUUGAUUUGUUUCUAUUCCAGGAUGAUCAGUUUGUUGACAUGUUCUACCAGACAUUGCUCAAGGUACACUUCAAGUGAGUAA